Messenger RNA from Olea europaea var. sylvestris, 871 nucleotides. Its product is annotated as protein COFACTOR ASSEMBLY OF COMPLEX C SUBUNIT B CCB3, chloroplastic-like. The record is from RefSeq and is a predicted model, not a curated record. The transcript has 2 exons. The coding region runs from base 219 to 812 and encodes 197 amino acids. Lineage: Eukaryota; Viridiplantae; Streptophyta; Magnoliopsida; Lamiales; Oleaceae. Gene Ontology annotation, cellular component: chloroplast thylakoid membrane.
ACGAGAACAUACCUCAUUGCCUUUGUUUCAGGUACCGGAAGACACUAUCGUGAUCAACCCGAAUCAUCAAACUCGGAAAAUCAACAGCAACCAGGAGUUGUGGACAUACAAAUCACUCAAGCUGCUCAACGUCAAUCAACUCUUUUAAGUUCAAAGAGAUAAACCAGUAGAAAUUUUGAAAAGCCACACAGCAAAAGCCAUCCCAGAGAGAGAAAUCAAUGGCUGGUAUUACUGCUACCACUGGUCUCGGCGUAUCCUGUCCGUCGAAAUUGACUGGGAUAAGGUCGUUAUCUUCUCCUCUUUCUUCUACGGCCAGAAUUGAUUCCGGCCCAAAAAACUUCAACCGGGAGUUCAGAGGAAUUAAGCAACAUAAAGUUACAGCUUAUUGUUGUUUAAGAGUACCAGUUUCAUAUGCCACAAUCCCUUCGAGUUCCGGGCAUGAAAUUCUCGAAAUUUCAACUUCAAUUUCACAUUCUGCAACGGAACUUACGGAAAAUUUGGUGCUGAUGGAUUUGGAUCCGGCUACAGCUAAACUGGCAAUUGGGGUUUUGGGGCCAUUUCUGUCUGCAUUUGGGUUUCUGUUCAUACUGAGAAUAGUGAUGUCCUGGUACCCAAAACUUCCGGUUGAAAAAAUCCCAUAUGUGAUUGCAUAUGCACCAACAGAGCCAUUUCUAGUUCAAACUCGGAAGGUGAUUCCUCCCCUCGGUGGUGUUGAUGUUACUCCUGUGGUUUGGUUUGGAUUAAUCAGUUUCCUCAAUGAAAUUCUUGUCGGCCCACAGGGUUUGCUUGUUCUUUUAUCUAAACAGGUUUAGUUGAGUUGUGUUGUGUUGUGUAUACAGAAUUGUGCAAUGAAAUUUGCCUUUUUGUUUCA